AUGUAUUUUGAACCAGGAAAGUUUUUAGGUGAAUUUAUAGAAGAAUUAAAAGUUGAUUUGAUUUGGGGUGAUUUAAUAGAGGAUAAAGAAGUUGUAUUAACAAUCAUUGAUUCAAUUGACAAUCUUUUUCAAAUAAUAUUGACUGAGGAUAAUAAACAGAUGAAUGAAAUUACAUUUAACAACAUAAUUGAAGCUCACAAAAGGCAUCAGAAAUUACAUGAUCUUUAUCCAAGUGAUCUUGUUAUUCUUGUUACUUUACAAUAUAUCAAAUCACAUGAUAACAUUCCAUCUUAUACACUUGAAAUGGCAAAUUCGAUUCUCAGCUGUGAUGAAAUUCAAAGCAACCAUUUAUUGUUUGAAGGAAUUUUAUGUUGUUCAUACUUGGAAAAAGAACAACCAAAACUUUACAAGCAAAUUGAAACAAAAAAAAAUUUGAACUAUUUUAAGUUGGAUGUUGAAAGAUAUAAGGCUCAAUUAUCAGAUAAUCAAAUGAAAUUAAUAAAAGAUUUGAUCAUCCACAACACUCUUGAUUAUAGGAUUACUAGUCAAAAUCAAAAACUAGAUCUUGCAAUAAUUAAUUUAGUAGAUAGCUUUAAAAAGAUAUGGAAAUUAAAAUGUUAUCAACGAUUUGAUAAAUAUGUAAAUGAAAAGACAUUUGGGCAUAAUAUUGUGGAUAAAAUAAUUGAUUUCAUAUUCUAUGAUAUAGAUGGAUGUCCAGCACAGUCUACUAAAUUCAGAAAUGCCACCCAAAAUAUAACUAGGUAUCCAGAUUUUUAUGCUUAUGAGGAAAACUAUGGGUAUUUCUUUAAUCAUGAAUAUUUAUUUCUAGAGAUCAGUAAUAGUCCCUGGGCUACUGGGCAUGAUCACAUUAAACAUGUAAAUGAGGAUAGGUUUAGAUUAUGUAAAUUUCAGAAAGAUGCACAUAAAUAUGUAUAUUACAUAUUGAAAAACAAAAAUCUGAAGUAUCUUAAAUUAUUAUUAGAUAAUAUUGUGUUUAUAUCAAUUCAUUUUCAUGAGUUAAAAAUGGAUAUUAAUAUAAUGGAUUGUAAAAUGCAACCAUUUUACUUAAUAAACCCAUUUCAACAAAUUGAUCUCCCACUUCAUCAUUUAGAUCAAAAAGGAUCAAUAGAUUCUUUGGUUUCUUUAUGUCAAUCAUUACUUAUAUUAAAUCAUUUGAUAAAGGAAAAUACCAUCACAUUGGUAAAUUAA
Entrophospora sp. SA101 is the source of this 1209-nucleotide messenger RNA. The record is from the annotation of a GenBank genome assembly. NCBI's taxonomy places the organism in Eukaryota, Fungi, Glomeromycota, Glomeromycetes, Entrophosporales, Entrophosporaceae.